Geodia barretti is the source of this 2129-nucleotide messenger RNA. NCBI's taxonomy places the organism in Eukaryota, Metazoa, Porifera, Demospongiae, Tetractinellida, Geodiidae. The record is from the annotation of a GenBank genome assembly.
GCCGGGGAGAGUGUGGUUCUGUGGAAGAUGAGCUUUCUUCAAGAGUACCCAGACCUCAGGCCAUUUGUUCUCACCAACGUUCGACCCACUGGUAGACUGAUAGGCUCGGGAUCCUACGGCAGUGUUGAGGAGGUCGAGAUGCCCGGAGCAACUUGUGCUGCCAAGAAAAUCCACAAUUUCUUCCAAGACCCCAGCAGGGUACCACCUGAGGGGAUAGAGAAGACUCUGGGGGAGUUUGUGCGCGAGUGUGGGUUGAUGAGCACCCUCCGUCACCCCCACAUCGUCCAGUUCCUGGGAGUGUAUCUCCUACCUGGCUCCAGAGUCCCUGCACUAGUCAUGGAGAGAUUGGACACUAGUCUCCACGAUGUUCUGGACCCUGAACCUCCCCCAUUCACCAAAACCUUCAUCCCAGUCAGUUUGAAGUGCUCCAUCCUCCACGACAUAGUCAAUGGCCUAUGUUUCCUGCACAGUCACUCCCCACACAUCAUUCACCGCGAUCUGUCGGCAAAGAACAUUCUCCUGACAAGGGGCAUGGUGGCAAAGAUAUCAGACCUGGGCAUGGCUCGGAUCGUGCCCAGCCUGCGAGCUGCCACCAUGACCAAGGCACCAGGUGCCUCCAUCUACAUGCCUCCAGAGGCACUGGAGGAUGAGUCACGAUAUGAUGUCACCAUCGAUGUGUUCUCAUUUGGAGUUUUGGCCAUCUUUGCUCUCUCGCAAACCUUCCCCAGACCACUCGCUGCUGCCUAUAUGGACAGUAGAAGAGUGAUGGUAGGUCGUACUGAGCUUGAGCGCCGGGACAGCUACAUACAACAGAUCAGGAACGAAUUAAACGACGGUCACCCCCUAAUCAAGAUGAUCCAGAAAUGCCUCAGCAAUCUGCCUGAAGAGCGACCAAAAGCUAAUGGUCUUUUUCAGUUCCUUGAGCAGGGCAAGGCCAAGAUUAGUGACGACAAGUUUAGCGAGAGCAAACUGUCACUGAUACAAUCUCUGAGACAGACAACAGAGCUGCUAAGAAAGAGCGAUAAACUCUUGCAGCAGAAAACUUCAGAGGUGCAAUCUCUCAACCAGCAAAUCUCGAGCAUGGGAGCGCUGAUAGAGUCACAGAGAACACAGAUUGAGCAGUUGCAAAGAAAAUUGCAGAAGAUACCAGAUGUCAGAAUUGCUCGCUCUGACAGCAUACCUACUGCGGGAUCCAGCAACACUGAAAUGAGGUGGCCCCUCCCACUACAGUGGAGGAAGGGGAAGGACAUCCCCACUGGGUUGUGCACAGCCUGUGCCGUGAUCAUCGACGGCGUGGUCUACUGUGGAGGAAAUUCAAUCAACUCGUCCGAUGUAGCCAUGUACAGCCCGGACACCGGGACGUGGAACUUGCUUCCUCCCUCACCCGUGUUCGACUUUUUCCUGACGUCGCUCGGCGACCAACUGGUGUUGGUUGGAGGUAGUAAUGCUAGUGACGAAGACGUGAAUGCAAUAACAGUGUGGGACGGCGAGUGUGGUAGGUGGACCAACCCCUACCCACCCAUGCCGACAGCCCGGAGCCAGGCAGCUGCGGUGGGCUACAAGAAGUAUCUAGUGGUGGCAUGUGGAUUCCCAGGUGUAGCGAAUGUGGAGGUAUUGGACAGCUCCACCGCGAGAUGGUACACCGCACAACCGUUGCCCGUGGCUGGUUGCAAAAUGUCUGCGGCACUAGUGGGGGACUCCUGGUAUCUGUCCUCGUUUGGGAAGUGGGACGAUGGGAGGGAACACCUUUUCCAAGCCCACCUCCCCACACUCAUAUCCAACCUCUUUUCCCACUCUCGUGACCCUGUCUGGCUCCAGCUACCCACACCACCAGUACAGCACCCAGUUCUAAUGGCCCUCCGGGGACACCUGCUACUAGUGGGUGGAGUCCACAUGUGCCUCAGCAUUCAACUAAUCCAUCGCUACGACACGACCGAGAGGAGGUGGAGGGACUGUGGGCAGUUGCCCCUGCCGUUAAGCGGUGUUUGUGCGACUGAGUUGCCAUCCGGUGAGCUGAUGGUGGCAGGGGGACUGAGUGGCGAGACUAAACUGUCAAACACCAUAAUGAUCGGCAUCAUACAGACUCGCUUUCAGACCAGGAACUAGCUCUGUGCGCAUUAAACGUCAAA